Molecule: messenger RNA, 1360 nt
Organism: Eremomyces bilateralis CBS 781.70
Lineage: Eukaryota; Fungi; Ascomycota; Dothideomycetes; Eremomycetales; Eremomycetaceae
Exons: 5
Coding region: 1-1203 (400 amino acids)
Source: RefSeq, a predicted model, not a curated record
AUGACUAACUUUAUUCUUCUUGUCACCGUGCUAGCCGCGGCUGUUGCCGAGGGUGCUCCGCUUGCUCAGCAUCAAACCCUUCCCUCAGGAAUUGCCUCUCCCGGCGGUGCCGGUGGACGAGGUGGAUUAGCUGGACUCUUGGGUAAGGGCAAGGGUAAAGGGAAUGGCCACGACCAUGGGAGCAAUUCUGGCGACCCUCCUGGUGGAAGCCCAACCUCUUCCACAGGCUUUGGUGGACCCGGGGGGUCUAGAUCCAGCGGAACCCCCGACCUUGGUGCAAUUUUCGGGAAAGGAAAAGGCGGUGCUCGUCCCAGCGGAAUCCCUGGCCUCGGUGCGAUUUUGGGCACGGGCAAAGGCAAAGGGGGUGCGGGCAACCUUGGGGGCGUGCUCGGUGGUGCCGAUGGAGGCGAGGCCGGCGGUGCUGGCGAUGCUGGCGGAGACGCAUCCGAUAGCUCUGGGCUUGCCGGCUUGCUAGGUGGCGCCAGCGGCGGAGAAUCCGGGAGCGCAUCUAGCGAGACUACCCUCGAGCCGGCCACCGACCCCUCUGUUUCUGAAGGGAGCUCCAGCGGCGCGAGUGGAGAUGGACACAGCCACUCCCAUGGUGCUCGCGAUGAAGAUGUUAUUGAUGGGCUCAUUGCUCGCAUGGUUUCCGACUCCCACCCGACUGUUAAGCGUCAACUCAGUGGACUCCUCGGCGGAAUUGGCAGCGGUCUGAACGAGCUCCUCGGAGGACUCGAUAGCGAUACCGAUGGGAGUGGACUCCUCGGCGAAGUUGGCAGCGGCCUCAACGAGCUCCUCGAAGGAGUCGGUAGCGAUAUUGAUGAGAGUGGUGGACUUAGCGGCCUUCUGUCUGGCGAUAGCCUUGGAGGACCUAGCGGUGGCCUCGGUGGUGCCUCUGGCGGCGGUGGGUCAGGCGGCUCUUCCUCCACCGGCACCGGCUCCAGCGGCUCUUCCUCCGGUACCGACUCCUCUACUGGCUCUGGUUUGAGCGGCAGCUUGAGCGGAGGCUCCGGCUUGGGUGGACUUCUCGGCAGCGCUGGUGGAGAAAGCUCAGGCAGCUCGUCCAACAGCACCGGUUCGGCCACCGGCGCAGAGACUGGCUCAUCCACCGGUGCAGGGACCGACGCAGAACCCGCUGCUGGAGGCGCUUCGGAAAGCUCUGAUGGACAUUUUGCAGGUGCAGGCGGUCACAGCCACGGCUAGAUGGUGAGGUUCGACAUCACCAGUACCACGGACACGGUUAUUCGGACAAUGCAAAGGUGGUGGGAAACAUUUCAAUUGAGCAUGCCAUUGAAGUGGCCUAAGACUGUAUCUUAGUCGUUGUGUUGUAUGGCAAGAAACAUAUCACAAUACGGGGAGU